UGCGUUCGCCCCUGCACUCGGUCCAUUCAGGCGGGAUUAAAGUCACUGCCGACAGCAGCAGGAUUCGACGUUUGGAUGCUGCGCGUGUCGGGUAACGUCCACUGAGGAUUUUUCCACCCGCGGCUCGUCCCACGUCUCCACCUGCGUAAGAUGCUCGGCCGCUAAUGGGCUGCGGGACAGUAUGAGAUUUGGUGUCGGAGUCGUCCCGCAGCCCGACGCCGCUGGCCUGCGCUCGGUGGCGCGGCCGCCAGGUUCGGGGGCUGACGCUGGUCGGCUCCCACCGAGGAUGCGUUCACUGACGCCACAGGAGGACCAUAAACAAUGAAGCCCCGUCGCGUUCCGUCUCUGGGUUUGGAUUUUCAGCGGCACCAGCUCCCGUGGAAAACACGGAGACACGCGCUGCACAAGAAGAAGGAGGAGACGCACAGUUGUCUCCUUUAAAUCGACCUGAGCACGUUUCGUCUUGGCUCAUUUUCCCUUCGACGGUGCGGGACGAGCAGCUGAGCAGGCUCUUGCAGAGGAUCCGGACGUGACGCGACAUAAUAGACAAACCCAACGAGCCCGUUCGACAUGCGGCGAUGUGGAUGGGAGCGGUUCCGUUGAGGUGCACGGACGCAACCACGAAGACGAACGCGCAGCCGGCCGGUGGCGUGGCGGCUCCGGGGCCCGGAGCAGCGGCGGGAUGGGGGGAGUGGGGGAGGCAUUCGAGAUGGCCAAUGGAAACGAGAGCAGCCGGGGGCCCGCGGGCCCCGUGGCGGCCGCCGGGCCCCCUGCGGGCGGCCUGGUCGCGGAGAGCACCGCGCCGGCCGUGUCCACGUAUAUCAAGCUGGUGCUGCUGGGCCUGAUCAUCUGCAUCAGCCUCGUUGGCAACCUGGUGGUGUCUCUGCUGGUGCUGCGGGACAGAGCCCUGCACAAGGCCCCGUAUUACUUCCUGCUGGACCUGUGCCUGGCGGACACCAUUCGCUCGGCCAUCUGCUUCCCGUUUGUGCUGGUGUCCAUCAAGAACGGCUCGGCCUGGACCUACAGCGUUCUGAGCUGCAAGGUGGUGGCCUUCAUGGCGGUGCUCUUCUGCUUCCACGCCGCCUUCAUGCUCUUCUGCAUCAGCGUCACGCGCUACAUGGCCAUUGCUCACCACCGCUUCUACUCCAAGCGCAUGACGUUCUGGACGUGCGUGGCCGUGGUGUGCAUGGUGUGGACGCUGUCGGUGGCCAUGGCCUUUCCACCCGUGUUUGACGUGGGCACCUACAAGUUCAUCCGGGAGGAGGACCAGUGCAUCUUCGAGCAUCGCUACUUCAAGGCCAACGAUACGCUGGGCUUCAUGCUGAUGCUGGCAGUGCUCAUCCUCGCCACGCACGUCGUCUACAUGAAGUUACUGCUCUUUGAGUACAAGCACCGGAAAAUGAAGCCGGUCCAGAUGGUACCGGCUAUCAGCCAGAACUGGACCUUCCACGGGCCAGGUGCUACCGGCCAAGCUGCAGCCAACUGGAUCGCCGGCUUCGGCAGGGGCCCGAUGCCGCCGACUCUGCUGGGAAUCCGGCAGAACUUGCACAACCAGAACCGGCGCCUCUUAGGCAUGGACGAGUUCAAGGCGGAGAAGCAGCUGGGCAGGAUGUUCUACGUGAUCACGCUGCUCUUCUUGGUGCUCUGGUCUCCCUAUAUAGUGGCUUGCUAUUGGAGGGUGUUUGUGAAGGCCUGCACAGUACCGCACCGGUACCUGUCCACCACCGUGUGGAUGAGCUUCGCCCAAGCUGGCGUCAACCCCAUUGUCUGCUUCUUCCUCAACAAAGACUUGAAGAAAGGGCUCCUCUCCCACCUACCAGCCUGCUGCAGGACUAAACCUCAUUUGCCACGAGAGCCUUAUUGUGUCAUGUAAACAGAGGAGAUGAUGAUGAUGAUGAUGAGGAUGUACACAUUGAGAAAAGGUGUUUAUGUUUGAGCUUUUUCAUUGCAGGUAGUGUAAACUAGUGAAGGUAAUGGUAAUCAGACGGAAAUGUUUUGCAUGUGUCCCAUCGUCCGUCCUUGUCUGCCUGGACUGCAAACACACUUAGACCCUGACGGUCACAAAACGCUUGAGUUCCUCCGCCUCUGGAGGCUGGAACGGAGAACGUUGGUUUGCUGUUACUCGUUUCAGGCUGCAUUGGAAACGUUGCUAAAGCCAGAUAAUGUGAAUGUGUAGUACCAGAGGGGAGGAUACACUAAACAACAAGGACCUGUGAUUAAUGUUGUGGUUCUGAAGCUCCGUCCAAAGACUCCAACAUCAAGGUUUUGUUAUCAAAGAUCAAAAUAAUGAAGUAGAGCCUGGAAAUGAUUUUACAAAUCUCUACUAGAAAGAACAACUGCAGCAUACGAUCUUGAAUACGAUGCUGGUACCGGAGAAAUGGUUCCAGACGCUGAAUGAUGUAGUGAUGGAGCCCGUCCUUUUCCAGAACUGUGUGACCCAGUUCAACCGUGUGACUCGCUCGUGUGUUUGAACAGUUUCAGAGCAGCUGAGCUGAAGAGGAAGGUGAAACUAGGUUGGUCUGGUUUCACAGUGACUUACAGUGAGUGGAGACAGUUGGUUGUGGCUUUGAGUCUUUUUAUUAAUAACCAAACUCUAGAAAACAACCCGAUCAGCUCAGUUGAUAAUAAACAGGUUGUUGAGUCUGAACGUACAUUAAACAGGUAAAUGUUGACGAAACAGCUAUGUUCUACUUCCUGCUGGUUUUCCCUUUUCAUUUUUUGUCUCUCCAUUUUGUGAUUCCUUCCAAACAACCAACACGUCAUGUGGAUGUUCUGUUAAGGACAGUGUAAGUGUCCAGCAGUUCUCCAGCAGCUUCCGCUGUAGGUUUACCAUAACUAAGCUGACGGUGACCCAUCGUCCUGUACAUCUGCUUACAGACGAGGGUCCAGUGGUUGAACUGGGUCCCAGUAAAAACGUCUCGUUGCUGCUGGUUCUGGAAAAGCAGACGGCAGCUUCCUGUGGUUCUCCUUCAGAGCUGCAUGCGACUGAACCUCCCUCCUUUUUCCUGAACAUGUUCAAAGUUUGACAGAAGUAUUUCAGACAAAUAAAUCAGAAAACUGCAUUUUACUGACUAACGUUUGGGAGGAAGUGUCUAAAAGCUCUUAAUGACCUUUCAGUUUGAUUCAGAUCUAUACUUUGAAUGUUCAGCCGGAGCCUCGUGCUCUUUUCUCCGGCGUACGUUUAAGUAGCCGAAGCUUGUUUUACAUCAUGUACAUUCGCAGGCUGUAUUAUAGUGUCACUGCACUUUUAAGUGAUGGGUUAUGGCGCCUCUAGUUUCUGUAAUGUUCUUUAUGUGAAAUGUUUCACCACAGAGAAACUCUGUUGUGCAUCAGUUGGCGGAAGUGAAACAAACACUGCAGAGUCAAUGGAAGUGAAGACGUGUGAGGAACAGAAGAAGUCUAGAGAUGAGUUUUUGUCUCCACUGAUAUUCGGCUCUAACUGAAAUUACAUUGUGUUCAUCAUCACACUGAAUGAUCCUGAAACUAAAUGACAGGGCACAGAGAUUGUAACUGAUGAGUGAAUGUCUGACAGCAUGACGUGGUCCCAAAGCUGAGAUGGGCGAGGAAGGAGGACGCCAUCGAGAACAUCUGGUCUGACUUAUGGCCUUACUCCAUUAAAAACGUCCAAACAAUGCCACAAAGAGGAGAAAAGAACAGACUUGUGCUGCAGCAGCUGUUUUCCUGUGGAGAGAAGCCUGGGAAGACGUCUGAGCUUUUAUUUACAGAGGAGGAAAGUUUCAACUGUUUGCGUGAGAGACGUGACGCUGCCGAUACUUCCUUAUUGUUUCCCAUGUGGACAGUUUUUGACACAAAGGUCUGAAUGUUUUCGAACACUCACUGUAACUGUCUGUGUUACAGCUGUGGAGUUAUUCUGGAGUUUUGUAUAUAUUUAUGACCAAUGAAGUUAAAAAUGCUUGAGAUAAAGUGUUGAGACAUGACCAGACGCAAA
Molecule: messenger RNA, 3949 nt
Organism: Betta splendens (Siamese fighting fish)
Lineage: Eukaryota; Metazoa; Chordata; Actinopteri; Anabantiformes; Osphronemidae
Gene: gpr173
Product: G protein-coupled receptor 173
Exons: 2
Coding region: 683-1873 (396 amino acids)
Biological process (GO): G protein-coupled receptor signaling pathway
Cellular component (GO): plasma membrane
Molecular function (GO): G protein-coupled receptor activity
Source: RefSeq, a predicted model, not a curated record